Messenger RNA from Lytechinus variegatus (green sea urchin), 1988 nucleotides. Its product is annotated as nudix hydrolase 8-like. The record is from RefSeq and is a predicted model, not a curated record. The transcript is spliced from 7 exons. Gene Ontology annotation, molecular function: ADP-ribose diphosphatase activity; NADH pyrophosphatase activity; NAD binding. The coding region runs from base 119 to 988 and encodes 289 amino acids. Lineage: Eukaryota; Metazoa; Echinodermata; Echinoidea; Temnopleuroida; Toxopneustidae.
AGACGGAGGCUCUUUUUAUUUUGCAACAGAUUGGAUUGUUGAUCAACGUUACUGAUUUUCUCUUAUUUUCGUAUUUGACAUUGUCAUGAUUUUCUGAGCAACCCAGGCACCAUCGGAAAUGGAAGAAGAAAAUGGUCCAAAGGUCUUUACUGGCUCGUCUGAUGUAUUUUGUGGAAUCACAGUAGAAACAGAGUCACAGAACUGGAACACAUUGGAUGAAUUUAAAACAAUACUGACAGAUUCACUUGAUCACUGGAAGGCGACUGGCAAGAGAGGUAUCUGGAUCAAAAUACCCAUACACCAGGCUGACCUUGUUGGCAUUGUUGCUAAGCUUGGUUUUGUGUUCCACCAUGCUCAACCAAAUUAUGUGAUGAUGACAAGAUGGCUUCCUGAAGAUGAACCCAAUAUGCUGCCAGGCUUUGCUACACAUUACAUUGGUGUCGGUGGCUUUGUUUUGAAUGAAAAGAAUGAGCUGUUAGUUAUUCAAGAGUUGUAUGCAAACAAACGGCAAUGGAAACUACCAGGAGGAGCCGCAGACCCAAGGGAAGAUAUACCAGAUGCUGUUAGGCGUGAAGUCCUUGAAGAGACGGGGGUAUCUGCAGAGUUCAAGUCCAUCUGCUGUUUUCGGCACUUGCAUCAAUUUCGCUUUGGCAGAUCUGACAUCUACUUUGUGUGCCAUCUGCAACCUCUGACCUCCGAGAUCAAGAUGGACCCCAAAGAAAUAGCAGCAUGCACAUGGAUGCCCAUCAAGGAAUACCUGGAGCAUCCUGAUGUCAGUGAAGCCAACAGGUACUUUGCCAGGCAAUGUCUAGCUGUUCUAUCUAAAGACUGUAAGGUGAAUUUUCGUCCAGAGAAAAACAACAAGGUGCUUGUAUACUCCAUCCUUCCCAAAUCUGUGGCUAGUACACCAGAAACCUCUUCCACCGAGGAUGAACACAGAGAAAGCGUGAGUGACAGCAUGGAGAAAUUGUCGCUGGGAAAGAGUUGAUGAUUGCCACAAUUCAAAGGAUAUGUAAAAAUGAUCAUUAUAGUUUUCUGUAUUUAUCUACAUGUAUGUAAAAAUAUACCCAUUCCUAUGAGACAUUUGAUUCAUAUUACCAAUCAAAAAUCCUUUUUUUUUUUAAUUUCAUAUUUCAUUGUCUUUCCAACUGAACAACUGACCAGGGCAAAUAAAAGUGCACUUUGGCAUUUUGUCUAUCAAGUACUUUCUAAUCUGGUUUGUAAAGAAUGCUCAGGUAAUGUGAAAAUAGCAACCUUCAACACGUGGGCCUUUAAGCCCAUCUAAGCCCAAAUACCAAUAUGAAUAUUUAUCUCUGAUAAAAGCUAUAUAAUGAAAAUGUUUGCUUUGCAUACAAAGGUACAUUUGCAGUCUGAGAUCUGAUAUUACUCCCAUAUUUUCUCAUUUUGUUUCUGCAAUUAGUGCAAGGAAUUUUUUCCCAAAUAACAGUCAGUUUUUUUUAAACCCAACCAAGAUAGUGCAAUACAUUUUUUUUAUCCCUAAUUGGCCCUAACUUUUAAUCAUAUAAUCUCAGGGAUAUGUAGUUUUGGGGAAAGAAUGAACACAUAACCGGGAUUCAAAUGUUUGACCAAAGGACUACUUACUUUGCCUCGUUUAUCUGUCAUGCUUAUGGAAGAUUUCCCUUUGCCUUUAUAUUGACUAGUUCAAAAAUAAAAACUUGUAUUCAAGGUCUUUGGCAAACCAAAUUUGGAAUUUAGAGGGAUUGUGAACAUCAACAAAGGUAGGAAAUUUGAUUGUGAUCAAAUGCGAGAUCUACUAUAACUCUUAUUUGUGUAAUUAACAAUACCUAUCUUUCUUGACGUAAUGAAAGCCUUUAAGUUUCUAACAAAGCAGCAAAUCAUGAAAUCAGCGGCAGAUCAUAAUAGCCCAGUGCAACUGUAGGCAAUACACACAUAGAAUGUGCCUGUCAGAAGAAUUCUUUACAGUAUGGUGGUGCCUUAUCACCUUCACAGUAUGGUGGAACCCUAUC